AUGGCUGCAUUGACCAAGAAUCUCAACCCCCACUUCUCCCAUGUCCAUCCAAACCACCAUCUCAUUCACAACACAACCGACCAAACCAAUUACAUUUGCCACGCCUGCAAAACCACCGGUUUCGGCGACAGAUUCCGAUGCCACGUCUGCAUCGCCGACAUCCACGUGUACUGCGCUAAUUGCCCCCACCAACUCUCCUCCUCCUUCCACAGCCACCCACUCUCUCUCAUUCUCUCUAAACCCCAAACCCAUCACCGAACGACGACCAUCUGUGAUAUUUGCCGUGAAUCCAUCGACGGCGUGUCCUACCGGUGCAGCCACUGCGACUUUGAUGUUCACCCACUUUGUACUCAGCUGCCGGAGAAGGUGCGCCACGUCAUCGACGACUACCAUAGCUUGAGGCUCCAGAAGUCGUCGUUUGGGAAUUGUGGGGUUUGUGGAAUUGAUUGUUGUUCUUUGUGGGUGUACGGAUGCGAUGGUUGUAGAGUCAACAUACAUAUCAAAUGUCUUCGGAAGUCGUACGGUUCAAAGAAGAGCAGCGGGACACGUGGGAUACAAAAUGCUCCACCGCCGUCGACGGCGGAGAAGCCUCAUUUUAAUGGUGGAUUUCCGCCUGGUUAUGGAGGGAAUUAUUAUUAUGGGUAUGGAUUCCCUUGGGGUGUUCCGAAUUCUUAUUAUGGGUAUCCUGGAUAUCCAUUUCCAUACAAUAAUAAUAUCCCCAAUUAUCCGCCAUAUCACGGCGGAGGACAUGGACAUGGGCAUGGAUAUGGACAUGGGCAUGGGCAUGGGCAUGGACAUGGACAUGAAUCUUCAUCGUCGUCGUCAAAUUGGGGAUCACUGUUUGGGAAUACAAUGUUUUCUCUCAUUGGAAAUAUAGCUUCAGGUGCUAUCAAUGGUUUUCUUUUCGGAUCCAUUGCAUUUAAUGAUCUUGUUUCUCCCCUUAGCAAAUCCAACAACCAAAAAGAUCAUCAGAGAAAGAUGGCUCCGGUGCCGAAGAACACCAAAUUUCAUUUCACACAUCCAAACCACCCCUUGGUUUUUCUCUCCGACGAUCAAGAUUACUACUGCGACGGCUGCAAAACCUUCGGCUCCAACAGCCGAUUCCGAUGCCACGGCUGCGAUUUCGACCUGCAUGAAUUCUGCGCCAAUUGCCCAGAAAAGCUGUCCUUAUUCAUCCACCACCACCACCUCACUUUGGACGUUCUUAAACCCGAAGCUGCAGCCCCCGGCGGCAGGUUUUGCGACGUCUGCCUGGGCCCCAUCAAGGGCCUCUACUACCGAUGUAAAGAUUGCAACUUUGACGCCCACCCACUGUGCACUCAACUCCCCGAAGAGCUUGACCAUGUGAUCGACAAAAACCAUACUUUAAAGCUCCAAAAGCUGACCUUUGGAAACUGUGUUGUUUGCAGAACUGAUUGUUCAUCUCGUUGGGUGUACGGAUGUGAUAUUUGUGGUGUCAAUAUCCAUCUUGACUGCCUUUUGGAGCCGUACGACUCGCCGCCCGCUCACUCUACCGAGCCUCCAAUUCCACCGCCGAGUGGGACUGCCUCACGUGGGAUUUCGUUUGCACCGCCGCCGUGGCCAACUGGGCCACCCCAAGUUCCUUAUGGUUUCGCCGUCCCUUAUUUUAGCUAUCCUGUUGGAUUCAAUUAUGGAUAUGCGUACAAUAAUUAUGGUUAUUAUCAAGCAAGUCAAUAUGGAUAUGAAGCGCCGCCGCCGCCGCCGCCGCCGCGUGAGAGAACGCUUACAAAAUCAAUGUUUUCUCUGGUGGGUAAACUGACCAUGGGUGCAGUUACCAGUUCCAUUUUUGGGAUGCCUUUAAAUUUUUAGUGAUAUUGGAGUUGGAAUUGGAAGUAUGAACAAGAUCUCUGUCGUUUGCUUUGUCUUUUCUUUCCUUUGUGUUUCUUGUUUGAAUGUAUGAAUAAAUGUAAAUUAAGAAUGUUAAUUAAUGUAUGAAAUGAAAGACAGAAAU
Molecule: messenger RNA, 1972 nt
Organism: Cucurbita maxima (winter squash)
Lineage: Eukaryota; Viridiplantae; Streptophyta; Magnoliopsida; Cucurbitales; Cucurbitaceae
Exons: 2
Coding region: 1-1830 (609 amino acids)
Source: RefSeq, a predicted model, not a curated record